UUUCCGGUGCAGAGGUCAUAGUUACGAGAGGUCAAUGUGUCCUUCCACACGUGUUUUCAGUAAGCUUCCAUAAGCGGCAGUAACGGAAGGGUAGUCGGUCGCCGAGAGUUGUCACUAAUUUAUUUUGUCCUUAAACGUCUUAAUAUUUCCGUCAUGCUAAAGUCAGUUGUACGUGCGGUCGGAGCCGCCGUUCGCGUUUCCUCUGCCACCACGUCCACAGCCCGAGCCCUGCCGCUCAGCUGCCCGAGAGUGCUCUCCCCAGGUCUGGCUACAACCCGGCCCUUUACCCGCUCUCUUUGGAUGCUGAAUAACAACGGAGCUUCGUCAGGUUACAGGCCAAAAUUGUUCAGUUUAAAAGUGACGAAUCCGUCGAUAUCGUGUGGAUGCGGAGGAAUGCACACAGAAGGUGACAAAGCAUUUAGUGAGUUCCUGUCUGAUGAAAUCAAAGAGGAGAGGAAGAUCCAGAAAAACAAAGUCCUUCCUAAGAUGUCUGGGGGAUGGGAACUGGAGAUGAACGGCACAGAGGCUAAGCUCUCAAGAAAUGUUGCUGGAGAGAAAAUCACUGUUACAUUCAAUGUGAAUAACAGCAUCCCUCCUAACUUUGAGGAAGAGGCAGAACAAGGACAACAUAAGCCAGAAGAAGAGCCAGAAAUUGUGUCAACGCCCAACUUUGUUGUUGAAGUAACAAAACAGGCCUCAAAACAUUCCCUGGUGUUUGACUGCCAUUUCCCUGAAGACGAGGUCAGUCAUGGUGAAGGAGAAGAGGACAGCGACAUCUUUGCCAUUCGUGAGGUCAGUUUCCAGCCUGAGGGAGAUGCUGAGUGGAAGGAGACAAGCUAUACGCUCAACACAGACUCCCUGGACUGGGCUCUGUAUGACCACCUGAUGGACUUCCUGGCUGACCGGGGGGUUGACAACACCUUUGCUGAUGAACUGAUGGAGCUGAGCACUGCUGUAGAGCACCAAGAAUACAUCAAGUUCUUGGAAGACCUCCAAGGCUUUGUCAAAUGUAACUGAUGCUUGAUAGAAUCUAAAAGUCACUUUCUUUCAACACAGACAGUGUCUGGCAGAGUUGGAGGUCAGAUAAUACAGUAAGACUAAAGCAGAUGGUGCAGCACUGAUUGAUCGAUUGAUGCCAUUUCGCUCCCUAAAGAGACUCGUGAUUACUUGCUUAAGUGUCUGUGACAGUGAGCCAUGUCACCACAAGUUGUCACAUUAAUAAUUUGCUGCAAAUGUGUUCUCUGUGUUAACAUGUGAGUUUAUUUUUCUCUAAGUUAAGUUCUUUAAAAUAAGUAUAUGAAGGCCACCAAUAAUGCAAGUCAUAGCAAUGUGCAGAAACCAACAUCAAAAUAAGUGUCUCUCAGUUUUAGCCUUAACUGCAGUAGUUGAAUGUGGUCCGGUUAGUAUUUGUGAACGUUCAGCCAUCCUAAAGCCAAAUAAAGGGAUGAUUUGUCAAGAUGUGAAAGCAAAGCAAAAAUUCCAAUAAAAUGAAACAUUUUAUAAAAUCAGUCCUCACUCACAUAUAUGUGACAGCUUCUGGUUUUACAUUUUGACGGUCCAGUCUUACUUUAAGCGGGCUUAGCAAGGGAGUUCAUGUUGGCUAGUAUUGAUUUGGCUCCUUGGACCAUAAUAGGUGAAGUCUAAAUUUGAAUGACAUACAUCAGCGUGUCUUCAGAGACUGGAAGAUCAGUGUCCAAUAAAAGAGUUUGAUAUAA
Messenger RNA from Scatophagus argus, 1715 nucleotides. It is a transcript of the gene c1qbp, whose product is annotated as complement component 1, q subcomponent binding protein. The transcript is spliced from 6 exons. Lineage: Eukaryota; Metazoa; Chordata; Actinopteri; Scatophagidae. Gene Ontology annotation, cellular component: mitochondrial matrix. Gene Ontology annotation, biological process: cytosolic ribosome assembly. The record is from RefSeq and is a predicted model, not a curated record. The coding region runs from base 154 to 1017 and encodes 287 amino acids.